Molecule: messenger RNA, 759 nt
Organism: Symbiodinium pilosum
Lineage: Eukaryota; Dinophyceae; Suessiales; Symbiodiniaceae
Source: the annotation of a GenBank genome assembly
GAUGUGCCAUCUGCUCGGUCAACACGCUCCUUGACACCAGAGGAGAAAGAGGCCGAGAAGGUCCGUUUGCAGGGCUUGGUCAACAACUUCGCAAAAAAGGCAGUGCGAGGUUGUCCUUGUGUGUACUUCAAAGAAGGCACGGCAACGCGAUUUGAAACACAGUAUCGCAUAGACAAGAGUCUGGAGUACCUCAUCUUGGUGAAUCCGCAGGAGCCAGGAGUCACCGAAGUCACCUGCCCGAUAGCAGCCAUACAGGACAUCUACUCUACGGCGGAAGAUGGCGCGAGCUGUUUUCCGCCGGAAGUCGUUUCUGCUCUUGGAGCAGAGGACAGAGAACGGUUACUGAUGAUCGUGUUUAGCGACGCUGAUGGGAAGCUGUUCAGGUUCUGCUUGGUGGAAGAGUCAAGCGAGAGUCGCGACACCUUCCUCGAGUGCAUGAGGCAGUCUUCGUUUCUCAGAGGAGAGUGGUGGGAUUUGACCAACAAGGCCCAAAGUGCAUCAGGGCUGGUCAAGACUUUAGCAUCCUUGCAAAGGCAUCUUCACAAGCAGGUGCAUGUUGAUGGAUCGGAUGGUCCAAGAUCCGAGCUUGCAUCCAGUCUUCCGCUCCUACCAGAGGAUGCAACGCAUACACCUUCAAACUUCGUCGAAUACAAGAGGCAUUCCCCGAAAGUCACCCUCGUGCUUUGGGUGGUGGUCUUGACUCCAGUCUGGCUCCUGGUGGGCUGGUGCCUGCUGCGCCUGGACGUCAAAGGGCGAUGA